This is a messenger RNA of Sturnus vulgaris (Common starling), 3801 nucleotides long. It is a transcript of the gene ASAH1, whose product is annotated as N-acylsphingosine amidohydrolase 1. Gene Ontology annotation, biological process: fatty acid metabolic process. Lineage: Eukaryota; Metazoa; Chordata; Aves; Passeriformes; Sturnidae. Gene Ontology annotation, cellular component: lysosome. Gene Ontology annotation, molecular function: N-acylsphingosine amidohydrolase activity; fatty acid amide hydrolase activity. The record is from RefSeq and is a predicted model, not a curated record.
CCGCCGCUCCGGGAAGCGCCGCUCGGAGCCGAGCCGGGCAGGACCAUGGCGGGCCGGGGCUGGGCGCUGCUGACGCUGCUCGCCCUGGCGCUGCCCGCCUGGGCGCCGGACCCGUAUGGAGAAGAAUGCAGGAGCAAAAUGUACCCUCCUUCAGGACCAACGUUCAAAGGGAAUAUACCCACAUACGUCAUAAAUCUCGAUUUACCUCCCAGCAAAAGGUGGGAUGAGUUGAUGCGUGACAAAAAGACAGAGUUGAAGACUGUGGUCCAGAAUAUUAAAGAUAUAGCAAAUACCUUCUUCCCCAGUGGCAAAGUUGUUGACAUAGUGGAUAACAAAAUAGCUCAUCUGACUGCCACCCUCCCUUAUCCUUUCAAUGAAGAGCUCCAAGGGAUUGCAAAUUCAUCUGGGAUUCCUUUGGGGGAAAUCGUGAUUUUUAACAUUUUUUAUGAAAUUUUUACUGUAUGUACAUCAAUAGUGGCAGAAGAUAAAACAGGGAAACUGUACCACGCCAGAAACUUGGAUUUUGGACUGUUCCUAGGGUGGGAUGUUAAAAAUAAUUCCUGGACGUUAACUCGGGAACUGAAGCCUUUAGUGGUACUUUUGGACUUUCAGAGAAACAACAAAACAGUGUUCAAGUCCACAAAUUUUGCAGGAUACAUAGGCAUGGUGUCUGGAGUCAAACCAAACUUGUUCACUCUGACAAUGAACGAGCGUUUCAGUCUUGAUGGUGGUUAUGUGGGAAUCUUCGAAUGGUUUCUUGGUAGAAGAGAUGGUAUGUGGAUGGGCUUUCUUACAAGAACAGUAUUAGAGAAUGCUACAAGUUACCAGGAUGCAAAAGACAGACUGGCAAAAACAAGACUUCUGGCUCCAGCUUACUUUAUUCUGGGUGGAAAAAAUUCUGGAGAAGGGUGUGUGAUAACUCGAUCCAGGACAGCUGCUCUAGAUAUCUGGGACCUUGAUAUCAAGAAGGGCACGUGGUACGUGUUAGAAACCAACUACGAUCGCUGGAAGCCUCCACUGGUGCUGGAUAAUCGUAGAGGACCCGCAAUGAAAUGCCUGAACCAGACAACUCAAGAGAAUCUCUCCCUACCAGCAAUUUAUGAUGUUCUCUCCACAAAGCCUGUCCUCAAUAAGCUGACUGUGUGCACAACGCUGAUGGAGGUGUACAAUGGCCAUACAGAGACUUACCUGCGGGAAUGCCCAGAUCCCUGUAGCCCUUGGUAGCCCUGUACCUCUCCUGUGUUGGAAGCUGCUUGUCCAAAUUGGCAUCCUCCACGAGAAAAUGCUUCUGGAAAGAGAUAACUCAGUCUAACUCCUUUGUUCAGAAAUCUAAUGGCUCUAUAGAAAUGGCAAAACACUUCUAACAAUGAAGGACCCUGUCUCACAGCAGACUCUUCUUGCUUUGUUCUGCUGACAAGAAAUGUAUCCUCAUGAGUGUCUGGUAUGAUUUCAGCCAUUUCUGUCAAAUGAGUUCAGCAAUAAGUUCUAGAUCUCUUCAGUCUUUGCAGUAUUCUUGGUGUGUUGUUGGUUGGGAGUUUGUUAAUUUUGGGGUUUUUAGUAUGGUUUAUUUCGAUUAAAAUCCUUCAAAAGGACACAAGUUAUAAUGGCACCUACCAAGCAUCAAAAAGAAUUGGGUAUAAGACAACCAUCGGGAACAAUACAAUUCUAUUAUUCUUUCAUAAGCACUUAAAUUGCUAUUGUUCUGGUUUAAUACGAGGAUAUGUCUGAUAUGCACUUUUAUAAAAUAGCCUACUAAGUGUCAUAUUCUGUCACAGAAACAAGGUCUUGGGGAAAUAUCUGAAAUAAGAUCUGAGCCAAGAAUGUCUUGCUACUGAUUUGUAACUCUUUUGCUGAAGCUCUUUCUUGGCUUGUUAACAAAUGUGGUUUUUUUAAUGCAGAUUUUUCUGUUAUCUCAAAAAAAAUACUAAUACAAUAAAGAAAAUAUACUUUCUGUGACCAAAGUACACAUGUAUUGGUUUCAUACUUCAGUCUAAGACAUCAUGCAUGUUAGAUACCACACGGCAUAAACUGCUUUCAUUUCCAAAUAGACUGUCUGAAAAACUGAUUUCUUAUGAUUUUGUAAACUGGUAGCUAAAGCUAUUAUCAUAAUAAACUAAUUGGGUUGUUUUGGGAGGAUUUUAGUUGGUUGGCUUUUUUGAAAGUGAGAAAAGGACACCAAGUCAGAUUACAUCAUUGUCUGGAAUUCAAGUUAAGAAAGAAAGGUCCUUUAGAGAGAAGUAGUAGCACCCUAAUAUCCUUGGAUGCAGGUAAUGUAGGAGGCAGUAGUUUUACCUGUGCCACUGGCUGCAUUGCUGGGGCUAGCUUACAGUUCCAGCUCUUGUGUUUUCUAACAUGUGAGGAGAAGACACUGCAGAGUGAGCUUAGGGACUGGUAUGUAUCGUGGUUCCCUUGUAAUAUUUUCUCAACCCGCUAGGAAAGAGGUGCUAUUCCUAUUCCCAUUGCACCAGGAAUUCAAAGUUGCCAGGAGUGUAAGGGAAGUGUUUGCUCUCUCUUUGGUGUCUACAGAGACAGUAUUGCAUGAGGCAUUCCAAUUAAAACCUGCAAGUUCAUGACAUCCAGUCACAAUGGGACUCUAGAUAGCCAGGACACACAGAACAGUACUGGUGUAAUGCAGAAGUUGAGAGCUGCUACAGUAUACUACAGCUUCCUGUUCCAAACACUGAAGGGUAUUAAAUUCUUUACCCCAUAAUUAGAAAUUUAACACUAAGAAGUCUACAGAAGGGGAAUGAAAUCAAAAUAAUGUCUUCAGGGAAAAAGUGGUGGAUUCUCUAACUCUGGGCAUUUAAGAGUCAGCUGAACAGUGUGCUGGGCCUUCUUGUCUAGAUUGGGCUUUUGCCAAAAAAGAUUGGACCAGCUGAUCCUUGAGAUUCUUUUUAACUCAAUGUUUUAUGAUUAAAAGAUAACCUUGAUUCAUUCCUUGUUUCAGUAGCCAGGUUACCAUUUUACUGCAAACUUGGCUUUUAUUAGAGGCUCUCCUCCCAACAGCAUUGGAAGAAGUGGAGACAGCAGGAAUGCUAUUUACCAAAUAAUUUUAGCAGCUGAUAAAGAAACACGGCUUCUGGUUGAAGGAAAUGAAACACUGAUAUUCUAGGCCUUAGAACAAUGCUUGUAGUAGCACAGCAAUAAGCAAUUCAGGGGGAUGUAACACUGACAAAUUGAGAGCACAGAGAAAUCAACAUCCCACUGAUUAAACAAGGGGCAGUUAGUUGUGCAUCUAAUUUAUUUUUAGCUGAAGCAUGCAAGCAGAAGUAUGUUAGCAUGAUUGUACUACCAGGGUCCAUUUUUAAUCUCAACUAUGAAUAUUGAAUCUAUGUAAAUCAAAUAUAACAAUGCAAUUUAAAUUAGUGAAAAAUGCAUGUGUAAAAUGCAGCUCUUGGGCCAUUUGAUUCAUAAAAGACAAUUAAACCACGUUAGAUGUUGCAGUCUGUACUGCAAAGAGCCCAUCACAGAUUUCUGAGUGCACACCUCAACCUGGUAGGGGAUUGUUUGGAUUUAUGUGGAGUGAAGUUGUGUAACAUAAUCAAAUUACUUGGUAAUUUAAAAAUCAGUUUACUUGCUUAAUUAGUCUUGUCCCACUUUAGCAUAUGUAGAACAAGGUAGUGUAGACUAUUUACAGUUAUUAAGUAAUGUCCCUUGUGUAAGACAAUCCACAUUUCCACACUUGAAAUUGUUUACAAUUGCAAAAGGACAGCUAAAUUCCAUGGAUGUCUGUCCAGAGCCUGAAUGCCUAUGCUGCUAUUGACUAAAAAAAACAAAGCUAUUUAUAAACAAAACCCCCAA